CGCGAGACCAGCCCGCGGUGGGCCGUGAGGCGUCGCGUGCCGUGGGCGGCCGGCGGCUUCGCCCCGGGUUGCUUCGCGGCGCUCCCGGGGCCGCGAUGGCGGCGGGAGAUGUCGAAUCCUCGCUGGAGCUGAGCCUUACGGGCUCCGGGGCGGUCCCCGGCGCGCUGCCCCCUGCCCGCUCGCGCAUCUUCAAGAUAAUCGUCAUCGGGGAUUCCAACGUGGGCAAGACAUGCCUCACCUACCGCUUUUGCGCCGGCCGCUUUCCGCAACGCACCGAGGCCACCAUCGGCGUGGACUUUCGAGAGCGGGCCGUCACCAUCGACGGCGAACGCAUCAAGAUACAGCUGUGGGAUACUGCAGGCCAGGAGCGCUUUAGGAAGAGCAUGGUGCAGCACUACUACAGGAAUGUACAUGCUGUGGUGUUUGUGUAUGAUAUGACAAACAUUGCCAGUUUCCACAGCCUGCCAUCCUGGAUAGAGGAAUGCAAACAGCACCUACUUGCCAAUGAUACACCACGGAUUCUGGUUGGAAAUAAAUGUGACCUGAGGAGUGCUAUUCAGGUGCCCACGGACCUGGCCCAGAAGUUUGCUGACACUCACAGCAUGCCAUUGUUUGAAACCUCUGCCAAGAACCCCAAUGACAAUGACCAUGUGGAGGCCAUAUUCAUGACACUGGCUCACAAGCUUAAAAGUCACAAGCCAUUAAUGCUUAGUCAACCCUCAGAUCAUGAUGAAAUACAUAUAAAGCCUGAACCAAAACCUAUCACAUCCUGCUGGUGUUAGGAUUGUCACUGAUCACAUUGUCACUGGCUAUCACCUUGUAUUGUUUGCAAGUGCUUCAAAAUUAUGAUCUUAGCAAAGUUCCUGGUUUUGGUAGCAAUUAUAGCAAAUCUCUUUGGCACUUUAAUGUGUUUUUUUUUUAAUUUUUCCUGGUGUAGAUGUGCCCAUCUUAUGCUCAUGCACUUUGUAAUUGUACUUUAUGAAUUACUAAAGUUUCACUGUAAAUAUAUAGGAACAUAUUAACUUUGUCAAGUUUUGACAAAGCAAUUCUAGUUGAGCUCUUGCUGUCUGAGGUUGUUCUCACCACUUGUAAGAUUAUAAAUAGUAGGCCAGUUUACUAAUACUUUUCAUUGCUACUUGGAUUGGAAUAAUGUAGGAGAAAGCCUUUUGUGACAACCAUGUAACUUAGGUUUUGGGUCAGCAAGUGGGUAUAUAUGAAGGAAUAUUAGGUGACUGCUAUCAAAUUAGAAAGCAGGUAACUUUUUAUUAUAAAAGUAAACAGAACCAAUUCUGUCAAAGUUUGGACUGCCAGUGUUGGUGUAAAUUGCUAGGUUUUGGCCUGUCAUUCCACUAUGAGCUUGGUCUGUUUCGUCAUGGCAGUGGUAACAGAAUUUACUAACUUCUCCCUACCUCUAGACAAUUAUUUGAUACUUAAAACUUCAUUAAUUUUUCAGAAUUGGCAUGUGAUACCAAACUAUGUUAUGUUAUUUUGUACUUGUGGAAAGUACUGUAGCACAGUAAAACUGGCACUCUAUAUCUGUCCAUAAGUUCUCUGCUCUUACUAAAAUUAAAUUAUGUAUUUCUGAA
This is a messenger RNA of Poecile atricapillus (Black-capped chickadee), 1586 nucleotides long. It is a transcript of the gene RAB33B, whose product is annotated as RAB33B, member RAS oncogene family. The record is from RefSeq and is a predicted model, not a curated record. NCBI's taxonomy places the organism in Eukaryota, Metazoa, Chordata, Aves, Passeriformes, Paridae. Gene Ontology annotation, biological process: Rab protein signal transduction. Gene Ontology annotation, molecular function: GTPase activity; GTP binding. The transcript has 2 exons. The coding region runs from base 96 to 782 and encodes 228 amino acids. Gene Ontology annotation, cellular component: endosome; Golgi apparatus.